This is a messenger RNA of Drosophila sulfurigaster albostrigata, 486 nucleotides long. RefSeq lists its product as uncharacterized. Lineage: Eukaryota; Metazoa; Arthropoda; Insecta; Diptera; Drosophilidae. Bases 163 to 486 code for a protein of 107 amino acids. The record is from RefSeq and is a predicted model, not a curated record. The transcript is spliced from 3 exons.
AAAAUCAAAAUGUGGCUGAGUCGUCUACUAUUUGUGCUAUUAGCAAUAGUUUUUGAAAUAGUAAGCUAUUCGAAAGGUUAUUGAAUCCAAAUUAGGUUCGACGAUGACGAAAUAUUUAGUGACUGCCGAGAUCAACCGGAUGGUGUACUUAAUAUCAAUGGAAUGUGGGAUUUAACAGAGUUCACCAUUGAGUCACAAUCGGACCAGAUAAAAGUAUCGGGUAACACAACAUCGGUUUGGGAUAUUCAGCUGACGGAUCGUGUUGGGGGUUCCAUAGAAGUUUAUAAAUUCUAUCGACGGGAGUGGGUACCAACAAUAUACAAGAUUAAUGUGCCUGAUGUAUGUUCAACGAUGUAUGAUAAAAAUCAGUAUUGGUACUUUUUGUGGACGCAAUACAUUACGAAUAGUGACGAUAUAAAGGACAAGUGCAUUAAUGUUCGUGGCGUAAGAUAUCGCAAAAGCCUUUUGCAGCCGAACAUGGCAUAG